UUUUGCUCGGAUUCUCGCAUGUCUUUUCGUAGUGGUGUGUAUAAUAAUUUCAAGGGUGUCUUUGAUUGUGGCGGCGGAACGUCGGAAAGUCUCUGUUUUCUUCACCUCCAGAGCUUCGCGAAGUUACGUCGGGCAGGCACAAAAUCGAUUGUUUUCGUGAAGUGUAAAGCGAAUUUCACGCGUGAAAGUGUGGCGAAAUGGUGUAACGGUGCGUGACGGGUGAAUUCCAAGUGGUUGUGAUGGAGGUUGUCAGCUUUGCAAGAUAAUUUCCAAGUCCUUCCUCCGACGCCACCAACCACAAACGAUUCCUACAGUUAUGAAUGAUCACCAUCGCAACCAACCAAACAACGACUCACUUCAAAGCGCCUGAAAGGCAGGCAAGAUGUGUUCUGCGUCGUCACAGCCUACUACGCUGAACAACCAGCCGUCUCCACUGAAGUCGUCGUGCUUUGAGGGGAAGGAGGAAACAGUGCGAAAAGCUGAAAAAGAAGAAGAAGUUUUAUUGUAACAUGUGCCAAGUGGGGAAAAAGCAAAGAAGAAAACCGGAAAGAAGAAGAAGAGGAAAAGGGUGUAACGAAACGUGAAAGCUUGGGUAGAGGCAGCCUUCCCGGAACGAGCGGGAAAGGAAAUCGGUUUCGACUGUUGUGACACCGCACAGUGGUGGUUACACAUGUGAUGUAACGUUACAGAAAACAAAAGGGAAUUAUUUCGUGUUCCAUUAGAGAGAGAAGAAAAAAAAGUUGAAAAAAGAAUGUUAUUUCUGGUUGUGAGUCGCUGCUGUGAGUUGUGUUCAAUUUAAGGGAAGUUUGUGAAGAGGAAAGAAGGGGGAGAAAGUGAAACAGGAUACAUACGUCUACGUUUAAGUGAAGGAAAAAAAGGAAAAAAGGCUCGACCAUGUUGAUAAAGGAGUAUCGCAUUCCGCUGCCGUUGACGGUCGAGGAGUAUCGGAUAGCGCAGCUCUACAUGAUUGCGAAAAAAUCCCGCGACGAAAGCAGUGGCGCCGGCAGCGGCGUUGAAAUCAUCGUCAACGAACCGUACACGGACGGCCCGGGUGGAGGUUGCGGUCAGUACACGCGCAAGAUCUACCACGUGGGCAGCCACCUGCCGGGUUGGAUCAAGGGCCUCCUUCCGAAGAGUGCCCUCACGGUGGAGGAGGAAGCGUGGAAUGCGUACCCGUACACAAAGACCCGCUACACGUGCCCCUUCGUGGAGAAGUUUUCGCUGGAGAUUGAGACGUACUACUUCUCGGACAAUGGCCACCAGGAGAAUGUGUUCCAGCUGAGCGGGGGGGACCUGCGGAACCGGAUGGUGGACAUCAUCGACAUCGUGAAGGACACGCUGCAGGGCGCGGAUUACACCCGGGAGGAAGAUCCGACGCUGUACUGUUCGGAGAAGACGGGCCGGGGUCCGCUGGGGGAGAACUGGCUGGCGGAGUAUUGGGACGAGGUCCGUGGGAAGACGCAACCCACCGGGCGGAACAUGUCGUUGAUGUGUGCGUACAAGUUGUGCCGGGUGGAGUUCCGCUACUGGGGGAUGCAGACGAAGCUGGAGAAGUUUAUCCACGAUGUGGCGCUGAGGAAAACGAUGGUGAGGGCGCACAGACAGGCGUGGGCCUGGCAGGACGAGUGGCACGGGUUGACGAUGGACGACAUCCGGGAGAUUGAGCGGCAGACGCAGCUUGCGUUGCAGAAGAAGAUGGGCAAUGAGGGGGAGGACGGAGAGGGAGGAGAUGAGGAUGAUCGUUCCACCUCGGAAAACAACAGCAGCAGCCGCCAAUCCACAAACCAGUUCAACUCGAUCGAAAAAACCGAAGAAAACUCGACGCCGCAGGUGAUGAAGAAACCUGCCCCGCUCUCCCCACCACCCCAACUCUCCCGUCAACACCCUCCAGCACCGAUUCUGCAACCUCCGCCAAAGCUCAAAAAGCACCCGCCGACGCUGGACAGCUCCGACGAGGAUGAGGACGAGGAGGAGGACGAAGAAGAACAAAUGGACAAUCGCCGUCACGGAGGGCUGCGGACGAACCACCUGGGAGCGACCACCGGCGGAACUAUGGCCGGGAUGGGCCAGAGUCGGCAGCUGGGCGGUUCCAAGGGGCAGCUCCACUCGCCGCUGGGGUCGGCGCACAGCUUUGAUUUGCAGAAAGCAAAUCACAAUAAGUUAAAGAAGAAUGUUGCCAACUGGAGAAUGGAAAAGCUGGAAGUGGAUUCCAAAUCGGGCUCGGAGGAGGAGUUCUUCGACUGUUUGGGCGACCUCGGCGAGCAGGCCUCCCUUGCCAAGUGGAGCUCGCUGGAACUUCUCGCCGAGGAGGACGACUCGCCGCCGGUGGUCGGCCUCGGUUCGCACCGCAACCACCAGGAGGACUCCAUCUUCAGCCACAGCUACCUGCAGCGGGUCGCGUCGGAACGUGGCUCCCGGCGGCCCACCCUCGGCGCCUCCUCCAGCAUAGACCGGGGCCACAACGGCGGAGCGGACUCCCCGCCCGGCUCGCCCGGCUGUCCGUCCUGCCCGACGACGGUGCUGGUGCUGAUCAUGCACUCCGGAUCGGUGCUGGACGCGACCUCGGACAUGACGGCGAAAAAGUCCGACGUGACCACCUUCCGGGGGGCGUUCGAAUCGGUCAUGCGGCAGCACUACCCCUCGCUGGUUGGCCACGUCGCGAUCCGAAUGGUUCCUUGUCCUUCGGUGUGUACCGACGCCCUUGGAAUUCUGUCCAGCUUGAGUCCGUACUCGUUCGAUGCGUCGCCUUCGACCGCGGACAUUCCGAACCUGACGGACAUCCCGAUUGGGGCGAUUCCGCUGUUGACGACGUGCUCGCCGGAUUUUCAGGACGCGGUGAAUCGGGCCGUGGCCAGCGCGAAUAUGGUCUACGCCGAGUUUCUGCGAAGUGACGAAGGCAAGGGCUUCAGCGGUCAGGUUGCGCUCGUCGGGGAUUCCAUGGGAAGUGUGCUCGGGCAUGACGCCCUCUGUCGGAACCAUUCCAACCGGCACGGGUCGGAAGCUUCUGGGUUGGACCACCUGGUGGACUUUGUCGAGGUCAACGAUCUGGACGCGAGUAAACUGUUGACCGCACCUUCCCCGCGGCGAAGAUCUUCCUCGACGAGUGAGUCCCGACUGCCGAAGCUGGAGUUUGAGGUUGGAGACUUCUUCAUGUUUGGAAGUCCGCUGGCGGUGGUACUGGCCGCGAGGAGACUCAGCGAUAGUCGGUACGGGACGGGGAAGCCGGCGUGUACGCAGAUUUACAACCUGUUCCACCCGACCGAUCCGACGGCGUCGAGACUGGAACCCCUCCUAAGCGCCCGCUUCUCAAUGCUCGCCCCAGUAAACGUCCCCCGCUACGCCAAGUACCCCCUCGGCAACGGUCAACCGUACCACCUCCUCGAACUCAUCCAGUCCAGCCCGCAGAUCUUCGCCGACGGCCCCUCGAUGGCCUCCGCUCGCCGUCUCUCGGACGCCUCAAUCCAAAGCGCCGCCUCAGGAAUGAUCGACAACGUCCCGCUCACCACGAUCAACGCCCUUCAGCAACGUUGGUGGGGCUCCAAGCGUCUCGACUAUGCCCUGUACUGUCCGGACGGACUAAGCAACUUUCCUGCGCACGCCCUGCCGCACCUCUUUCACGCGUCGUACUGGGAGUCAAGCGAUGUGAUUGCGUUCAUUUUGCGCCAAAUUGGCCGGUUUGACAAUCUGACGUUGGUUGGGGGCGGGGACGACAAGGACGGAGGCGCGAUGAGUUCGUUCCGGCCGGCGCAGGCGAGGGAGAAGUGGAACCGGAAGCGGACCUCGGUGAAGCUGAAAAACGUGACGGCGAAUCACCGGGCGAACGAUGUGAUCGUGAAGGAUGGGGAGCCGCAGCGGUUGGUGGCGAGGUUUAUGUAUGGACCGCUGGAUAUGAUUACGUUGGCGGGCGAAAAGGUCGACAUCCACGUCAUGAAGGACCCUCCGGGCGGCGAGUGGAACCUGCUCGCAACGGAGACCACCGACAAAACGGGUCGCAUCAGCUACGCCCUGCCGGAGGAGAAAACCCUGGGCUACGGAAUCUACCCGAUCAAGAUGGUCGUCCGCGGGGAUCACACGUCGGUCGUUUACCUCACGGUCGUCCCACCCCGGACGGAGUGCGUCGUGUUCAGCAUCGAUGGGUCCUUCACGGCAUCGGUUUCCGUCACGGGGAAAGAUCCGAAGGUGCGGGCGGGGGCGGUGGACGUUUGUCGCCACUGGCAGGAGUUGGGCUAUCUGUUGAUUUAUAUUACCGGCCGGCCGGACAUGCAGCAGCAGCGCGUUCUUUCGUGGCUCAGCCAGCACAACUUCCCGCACGGGCUGGUCUCGUUUGCGGACGGACUGUCGACGGAUCCGCUGGGGCACAAGGCGGCCUAUCUGAACGGGUUGAUGCAGACGCAGGGUGUCGUGGUACAUUUGGCUUAUGGCAGCAGCAAGGACAUUAGCGUUUACACGAGCUUGGGGCUGAAGCCGAAGCAGAUCUUCAUCGUGGGGAAGGUUAGCAAAAAGCUCCAACCGCUGGCCACCCCGCUCACCGAAGGUUACGCUUCCCACCUGGCCUCGCUGGUCACCCCGGGUGGAUCCCGGCCCGCCCAGGGCAACGCCCGGAUGGUCAUCCCACGCGGAUGCUUCAACCUGCCCGGCCAAAACCAAUCCAUCCGCCGUCGAAGCAAUGAACCGGGCGUCGGUGGCGGCGUCGUCGUCGUCGGAAUGUCCUCGCCGGCGCGCAGCGGCUUCCUCAAGCGGAAAACAUAUCUUCACUAAAAAGAAUCGACAACAACUACAACAAAGAAAGAAAGAAAUCCUGGUGGCAUUUGAAAAACCGCACGCGCUCGAGCUCCAGCUCUCUCAGCAGCAAUCUCUACAGCAAGCUAAACAUUGAUGUUACUAACACUAUUCUACUCGGAAAUUUCACAAAAGCGGAAGAGGAAGAGUAGAGGAAAAGUUAUCGGUUGGAUUCUGUCACUUGGUACCUGGCUCAAAGAAGACUGUCUCUUACCUGUUGUAAGAACGAACAAACACGUUCAAAAAAACAAAAACAAAAUUAAAACAAAAUGUGAGUAUUAAAAAUCAAGAAAACAAGUGGAAACUCAAACAAGUAAUCUCGUUGAUCUAUUGCAAAACAAAGGAAAAGAAACUGAAAUAAGGCUAAAACAAGCGCUGUUGUUAUAAUUCUGUGUACAGUAGAAUUGAAAGGGGUGAACAAAGAUGACGAAAAAAAUGCAAACAAAAAAACUAUUAAGAGGAAAAGGUGAAAUCUUGUUGAAAACUAUUUGUAAGAAUUACAAAUCAAACAAACAAAAAUCCAGAAAAUAUCAAACCAGCUGUGUACAUGUCAGUAAGUGUAUGUUACGUUAGCAAAUAAAGAAGAAGAAAAAACCAAAAUGGUAAAGAUUCCUUGUGAAGGAAGCAAAAAAAAGGUAAAACUGGGUAAGGUAAGGUCUCUCCACUCUUUUUUGGAUGUUUGUUGAUAUUAACUAAUAGGUAAGAUGAGCUAAAAGCACCCUCCCCUCGAAAGGAUCCAAAAAAAGUAGCAAUUGUGAAAAAUUAGCAAGAGCAAAUCUCGAAGUAAGUGUAACUAAAUGUUAGUGUUCAAAACAAAACAAGAAAAAUGUAGCUAUAUUUAGCAAAAGCAAAAAACUGUUGGUGAAAGAUGAUUAAAGGUAAGAAAACUGUUGAAAGGUAUUCUAAAUAUUUGUUAUAACAAAAUGAGAUAAGUGAAUUAAAAACAGAAAAAAAAUUUAACAAUUGAGUCCCCCAAACCAACCAAACAGGAUUAUAUUUAGUUUUAGUUUGAAACAAACAAACAGGUAAACAACACAUGAUUUGAGAUUGUUCUAGAGGUGAUAUUAGUUUGAUACUCAGACGCGACCAUUUCCCUAGCAAAAUCAAAGAAUGCGAAACAAAACAGACGAAUUUAUUUUAGCAAUCUUUUACCGGGAAAUCACACAAUCAAAACAAACCUAAGAAAAAGAAAAAAAACAAAACAAAACAAAAAACAGAUAAUCUUCGAUGUCAUUCGUUAGCAUAGUCCUUGCAAAGAAAACAAACAAAGAAUCAUCAAAAAAUGCAAACAAACAAAUAAAAAACACAACACAACACACUAUGCUGAAUGGACAAUCCUCGUAGGCUCGAAGCAACACACUGAGAAAAAAAAGAAAUUAAUUAAACAAAAAAACGCGAAUCGAAGCAGCGCUCGAUGUUGUUUUUUGAUUUUUUGGAAGGCUGUAAGAAGUGAACAAAGUAAACAAAACACUCUCUCUUUAAAAGAAAUUAAAAAGGAAACAGUUGAAAAGCUAGAAUCGUAACGUUCCUCGAAGGAAGCGCAAAAACGACACACGCUGAAAAAAAA
Molecule: messenger RNA, 6346 nt
Organism: Culex quinquefasciatus (southern house mosquito)
Lineage: Eukaryota; Metazoa; Arthropoda; Insecta; Diptera; Culicidae
Product: protein retinal degeneration B
Biological process (GO): phospholipid transport
Cellular component (GO): cytoplasm
Molecular function (GO): phosphatidylinositol transfer activity; phosphatidylcholine binding; phosphatidylcholine intramembrane carrier activity
Source: RefSeq, a predicted model, not a curated record